AUGUAUCGCAGAACGUCCAUCGUUAACUUCUGCGGUGAUGACUGCAACUGCGCUCCUGAUACCUGCAAAGCUGGAAAGCAGUUAACCUUUGGUCAAUCUGGAAUCGAUCAAUCGGACCAGGAACUGCGGGCGUCAAGUUCACAAAAUCCUCGAAAACACUAUUUCAGCAACGUUGGGCCGCCAAACGAUACAUACGAGCCUAUCACGGAGACUGAUAGCAGAGAAACGUUUCCAGCGCUGGUUCCUUCCUUCAGGUUUACCCAGCACCCGCCCGUCGACUUCCUCCACGACGACGAAAGCAGUCAAUCUAUACGGGCAGAAAGCUUCAGUCUCAACGGAGCUCUACUCAGUCCCACACCCGUGACAAGUUUGAUGCUCGUCGAAGUCGAGCGACGAUUGGAUGUGUUUAUCUUCAGAUGCUGUUUUGCGACUAGUGCAUGGCAGGCACGGCAACUUGUGGUCCACGGCAAGUUAAACUAA
Molecule: messenger RNA, 480 nt
Organism: Rhizoctonia solani
Lineage: Eukaryota; Fungi; Basidiomycota; Agaricomycetes; Cantharellales; Ceratobasidiaceae
Product: 37S ribosomal protein S22, mitochondrial
Exons: 4
Coding region: 1-480 (159 amino acids)
Molecular function (GO): rRNA binding
Source: RefSeq, a predicted model, not a curated record